Messenger RNA from Naegleria fowleri, 1803 nucleotides. RefSeq lists its product as uncharacterized. The transcript has 4 exons. The record is from RefSeq and is a predicted model, not a curated record. Bases 1 to 1803 code for a protein of 600 amino acids. Gene Ontology annotation, molecular function: monooxygenase activity; iron ion binding; heme binding. Lineage: Eukaryota; Heterolobosea; Eutetramitea; Acrasida; Naegleriidae.
AUGAUUCGAAAAUUGUCUUCUCACCACCACCUUUUAGUGAAAAAGUACUAUUUGCCACUAACAACCCUCACAAGAACCUAUCAUAGCACAGGUUCACUCCAUUCAUCAUCGUCUUCUCUGCCGAAAGUUUCAUCUUGGCACAAGACAUCAACAACAACUGUCAAAUGUCCCUUCGAUCAUCAAAAUUCAUCCAUGACCACAAUGAUCCACAACGAUCAAGUACCUGAAGAUUCCUUCUCAGAAAUGAACACUUCUUCAAAUCCUCCACAUCAUCAAUCUCUCAAAUCUUUUGAUGAUCUUCCAGGACCCAAACCUUUACCAUUCAUUGGAAAUUUAUUGGAAUUCUCGAAACAUAAAGGAAUUCCAAAUCAAUACUUGUACGAAUUGUGUGAACAAUAUGGAGAGAUGGUGAAAAUUAAAUUACCUUUUCACAAUGCCUUGCUCAUUUCGAAUCCAGAGAUUAUUGAACAAGUGGUGAAGAAGGAUGAUCGAAGAGAAUCUCCUCAAGCUUUGAGGUAUUUUAAGCAGAGAAAUAAUAUUGAAUUGUUACCUUUAGAAAUGAACUAUUAUGAAGAUUGGCAAUCCAUUCGAAAUUUAUACAACAUUGCCAUGAAACCUGAAAACUUGGAAAAAGUCAGCCUGCCACAAAUCACUCAACUCAAUAGUGACUUUUUGAAACUUGUCAUCAGUAAAUUGCAAAAAGUAGAACAACAGAAUGGACCUUUCAAGAAUACUUACAAGCUUGCCAAUGCCUUUGACAUUACCUCUGUGUAUACAUUUCGAGCAGUCACAAAAGUUUUUCUUGGUGUGAAUGUGAACAGUGAACUUGUGGAAAAACAACUUCCUUGGAGUAUUGAUGAAUUUGUGGAUGCAAGUGUAAGAGGAACAGAUAUAGCAAUUGCUCUCGGUAUGAAACCUCCUUUUUACAAGUUGUUUAAAACUCGUGAAUAUCGAGAAAUGGAAUUUCUUCUCAACAAAUCCUUUCAAGGUUGUAAAAUAUUUGUCAAAAUGUUUGACAAGAAUCCAAAUCCAGACAUGCCUCGUUUGAAGGAAUUGAUCGAUGAAAGAGCCUCUGGAAUGCCUAAUCCUGAACAGAAAACAGCUGGUGUUUUGAGUGCGUUUAUAACAGGAGGUGUGGACAUUACUUCACGAAUUAUGGUCAAUGAAAUUUAUCGUUUGGCCCAUCACAAGGAGUAUCAAGAAAAGUUAUAUGAAGAGUUGAGACAAGUAUUUGGAGAGCCUUCAGUGGAUGAAUUUACUUCUGAAUUUGGUUUACAAGUGACUGCAGACAAGUACAAGAAAUUGAAAUUGACAAGACAUUUCUUGGAAGAGACUCUUCGAAUGAAUUCUUUCUCUUACUUGACCAAUGGAAGAUGGUUGUUGAAUGACAUUGAAUUGAAUGGUUAUUUAAUUCCAAAGAACACUCGAGUGAUUAUUAUGACGUAUCAUCCAAGUAUGAAUGAAAAAUAUGUGCCUCGAGCGAAAGAGUUUAUUCCAGAGAGACAUGAAAAGGGACAUCCACUCGCUCCCAAAUCCAUGUAUUGCAAUCUUCCUUUUGGAAUUGGUGCUCGAAAGUGUCCUGGAAGUAGGAUUGCCAGUACCGAGUUGCAUUUUGCGCUCAUUAAUUUGGUCAGACACUUCAAGUUGACACAUGAACAUGAUGAAAAAUUUCCAGAAACGAGUCAUGAUCAAUCCAUGUUAUAUAUUGACUCUAAGAAAUAUCCAUUGUAUCUCACUCCAAGAGAUCAUUUGAAACCCAUUGUGGAAAAGCAUUUUGAAGAAUCAUCCAACAACAGGUUGUAA